AUGACCCACUUCUCCUACAAGCCCGUGCCCCUCCCCCCCACCGCCAGUCCGGACAUGUUCCAGGAGUUUGGCAGGCAGGUCGAGGGCUUCGACCCCGAGACCGUCACCGACGACCAGAUGGACGAGAUCAUCGACCAGCUCUACAAGCACUCCAUCCUCCUCUUCAAGAACCUCACCCUCACUCCCGCCCAGCAAUACGCCAUGACGCUCGCCUUCGACCCCGCCGCCCAGUCCUACGGACACGGCAACAACAAGACUGGCAACACCAAGUCUUCCAUCCUUCACCCCGAUCUCAAGACCAUUCCCCAUCAGCCGCAGGUGCAGUUGAUCGGGAACGGAAAGGUGCAGGGUGUACACGAGGGGCUUGAUUCUCCUCAGCUGAAGCACCCUCAUCACAAGACAUUCCACAAGACACCUGUCUCCCAGGAAGACGAGGACAAGGGCAUCACCCGCUUCUACCGAUGGCACAUUGACGCUGCUCUCUACAACCUGAACCCUCCCAAGGUCACCACCCUCUACGCCGUCAAGGUUCCCCAAGGCGAUCUUCAGACUUGUCAAUACGACGACGGCACCGGAGACGAGCUCCCCGUCCCUCUUGGUGGUACUGCCUUCGUCAGCGGAAAGAACAUGUUUGACAUUCUCUCUCCCGAACAGAAAUCCCUCGCCGUCCGCACCAAGGUCGAAUACGCCCCCCACCCUUACAUCUGGAUGUCCAAAGCCCACGCUCUCCCCACGGGUUUGGGUAUCGAGAGUGAAGGACUCGAGCUGCCUCUGGACGAGCUGCCAGAGUGGGAAGAGAGCAAAGUCAAAAAGUUCCCUGUUUGCUGGAAGAACCCGGUCACCGGCAAGCUCCACGUCCAGGUCCACCCCUGCGGCGCCUACAAACUCCACAUCUCCCCCUGCCCCUCUCCCUCCUCUUCCACCCUCUACCCCGAAGGCGGCGUCAUCGAAGACCUCUCCACCGUCCGUUCCGUCCUCUACGAUCUCCAACGCCCCGGUAUCGCCCCUCCCCUUGUCUACUCUCAAAACUGGCAAGAAGGCGACCUUGUGUUGUUCCACAAUAGGGGACUGUUGCACAGUGUGAUGGGGGCUUUCAAGGAGGAUCAGGUUAGGAUGUUCCACCAGUGCAAUUUGGCGGCUAGUGAGGAACCGGUGGGGCCUGAUGGGGAGGAUGUGAAAACUUGGGCUUGA
Cryptococcus wingfieldii CBS 7118 is the source of this 1191-nucleotide messenger RNA. RefSeq names its product taurine catabolism dioxygenase TauD. Gene Ontology annotation, molecular function: oxidoreductase activity. The record is from RefSeq and is a predicted model, not a curated record. Bases 1 to 1191 code for a protein of 396 amino acids. NCBI's taxonomy places the organism in Eukaryota, Fungi, Basidiomycota, Tremellomycetes, Tremellales, Cryptococcaceae. The transcript is spliced from 6 exons.